This is a messenger RNA of Penicillium odoratum, 1227 nucleotides long. RefSeq lists its product as uncharacterized. The transcript has a single exon. NCBI's taxonomy places the organism in Eukaryota, Fungi, Ascomycota, Eurotiomycetes, Eurotiales, Aspergillaceae. The coding region runs from base 1 to 1227 and encodes 408 amino acids. The record is from RefSeq and is a predicted model, not a curated record.
AUGAAGCACAUUCAUACUAUCGCCUUCCUCAUUUUCGCACGACUCGCAUCAACCGAGGAGAACUCAUACUGCACCCCAAAUGAAAUUUGCGACUCAACUUCUCCCCGCGUAAGCUGGGUAUCCUCAUCCCCACUCCGAAACUCAUUCGGCAUCCUAUUCAGCUGUCUCGCAACCUUCUUCGCCUGCGCCUGGUCCAUCCUCCAACUUAACCUCCCCGGUCUCCACGAGACAGCAACCCACAAGUUUUUCCGAAAGGUAAAAUGGAUGAUCAUCACAAUCGUCUUCCCUGAGCUCCUGGCCGCUAUCGCCCUGAUCGAGUUCGGUCUUGCGCGACAGUCUCGUAAGGAGAUACGACUGCUUCCGGGUAGUCAUAGCUGGACGACGACGCAUGGGUUCUUUGCGAAUAUGGGUGGUUUUGUGUUGCGGACGCCUGAUCUGCAGGAUUUUCCAUUGAAUGCUGAGUCGUUGAGGGUUGUUGUGGCCGAUGGACCGAUUCAGAUUCCUGUUGUUGAGAAAGAGGAUAUUGAGGAUCGAAGUAAAACGGAUUUUUUUGCGAGGUCUUUUGCUGUUUUGCAGGGUUGCUGGACUGUUGUGCAGUGUAUUGCGAGGUAUCGGGAGGAUCUUCCUAUUAUGGCGCUUGAGGUUAAUGCGGCGUUGUUUACCAUUGUUAGUUUAUGGACUUAUGCGUUUGAAUGGUCGAAGCCAAAGGACGUUUCUGUGCCGAUUAUUCUUGUCUCGGAGGAGAGGUUGGAUGAGGAGAAGGUUGGAAAGAUUUUGAAUAUUUAUAAGGAGUGGUAUGGGAAGGAUGUUGGAGAGACUCUUGCUAUUGAGCGCAUCCCUUUUGGUCCGCUCUUUUCGGCUUACUUCGGGAAUACGCUUCAGAUGGGAGGAUGGAUGGGGUUUCUCAUCUUUGGUUUGAGUCUUGUUACUGGAUUUUAUAAUGGAGCCCAUAUGUGGGUGCAUGAGGAUUUGUUUAAUCCUGGGAUGUGGAUUGCUUGGAGAUGUUGUGCCUGGGGAGGGAUUGUUGUACCAUUGGUCGCUAAUCCGUUGAUUUGGUUUGAGAAAUGUCUUCCUACGAUUUUUGUUUCUUGGUCUUGGUGGGUUUUGGUGGUUUGUUAUGUGAUCAUUCGACUUGGUUUGCUUGCUGUUGGAUUGAUGUCGUUCCGAUCCUUGCCUGUGGAAGCGUAUUAUAACGUGACUUGGACAACGUUUAUCCCUCAUUUCUAG